Molecule: messenger RNA, 1254 nt
Organism: Rhodotorula toruloides NP11
Lineage: Eukaryota; Fungi; Basidiomycota; Microbotryomycetes; Sporidiobolales; Sporidiobolaceae
Product: calcium calmodulin-dependent protein kinase
Exons: 9
Coding region: 1-1254 (417 amino acids)
Biological process (GO): protein phosphorylation; cellular response to oxidative stress
Molecular function (GO): ATP binding; calcium/calmodulin-dependent protein kinase activity
Source: RefSeq, a predicted model, not a curated record
AUGGGCAUCCUCGACUCGCUGCACCACCAGCCAGAGAGCUAUGCGCGCAAGAAGAACUACAAGUUUGAGGGCGUCUUGGGCCACGGCGCUUUUGGCGAAGUGAAACAAGCAACCUGGUCUCCUCCACCCGGAAACGCGCACUACGACGACGCGCAGAAAGUCGGCGGGCACAUCGAGGUUGCUGUCAAGGUCGUCAAGAAGAAGGCGUUGAGGGGGGAUUUGCAGGCUGUGCUGGACGAGAUUGAGGUCUUGUCGGGUUUGAACCAUCCCAACAUCGUCAAGCUCUACGACCACUUCGAGUCGCGCGACAAGUACUACCUCGCGUUCCAACUCGCUUCGGGCGGCGAGCUCUUCGAGCAGAUCUCGAGUCGCGGAAAGUACACCGAGGGCGACGCGGCAAAGGUCAUCAAGGAUGUUUUGGAAGGAGUCAAGUACCUGCAUUCGCACAACAUCGUCCACCGCGACCUCAAGCCCGAAAACCUUCUCUAUGUCCGCCCUACGUCCGACCAGAUCGUCAUCGCCGACUUUGGCAUCGCGAAACACCUCGACGACGGCGAGAGCUUGACGAGUUUGGCGGGCAGUCCAGGUUACGCAGCCCCCGAAGUCCUGCUGCAGAAACCGCACGGCAAGCCCGUCGAUCUGUGGUCCGUUGGCGUCAUCACCUACACCCUCCUCUGCGGCUAUAUCCCCUUCCGAUCGACCGAGACCCGGCAGCUCAUCGAAGAAUGCAAAGUCGCCAAACUCGAGUUCCACGAAAAGUACUGGAAGAACGUCUCGGCCGAGGCAAAAGCAUUCAUCAAAGCGCUUGUUAAGCCGAACCCGGGGGAUAGGCCGACGGCGGAACAGGCGUUGAAGCACAAGUGGCUGGUUGACGCGCUCAACAAGGAGCACGAGCACGACUUGAGCGCUGGAUUCAAGGCGAACUGGACGCCGAGCCGCAAGUGGAAGCAAUCGAUCAACACGGUGAUGGCGGCGCAACGCUUCGCCAGAGCGACUCGAGGUGCCAAAGCAGGCGCCGUCGACGGGCGCCGCGGAUCCGACUCGACGGACGAGAGCGACGACGACGGCUUCCACACGGCCGAAGACGAGGAGGACGAGCGGCAUGCGCGGGUGCGGUCGAGGGAGUUGAACGCCAAGGAGCAUGAGAGGCAGCGCGGCGAAGGCCGGGAGGGGCGGACGAGUGCGGAGCGUGACAGGCAGCGGAAUGAUGCGCUGAACGCGGUCAGUGACGGUGUCGAGCAGCUGUCGCUGUGA